This is a messenger RNA of Impatiens glandulifera, 989 nucleotides long. RefSeq lists its product as uncharacterized. The transcript is spliced from 5 exons. Lineage: Eukaryota; Viridiplantae; Streptophyta; Magnoliopsida; Ericales; Balsaminaceae. The record is from RefSeq and is a predicted model, not a curated record. Bases 434 to 844 code for a protein of 136 amino acids.
AAUAAAUCGAAGCGGGGCGGGAAUUGGUUUUGGUUUGUUCAGAUUGUGAAGCAGGCAGGCAGGCAGGCAGGCAGGCAGGCAGGCAGCGUUUAGUUGUUUCUUUCUUGUAUCGCCGAGCCGAAAAUGGUGUAGGAGGAUCUCCAUCGUCUCCAAAGUCCAAACCGUUCUUAGGUCUAUUCUAUCGCCUGCAGGUCUCUCUCUCUUCCUCUUCCUCUACCGCUAGAAUUAUUGCAUUCCUGUAAGAGUAGUCUUCGUGCGUUCUAUUAACGAUCUGAGGAACACCUUACAAGUUCAGCUGCUUCUGCUUCUGAAACUAAACGAAAUUAAACUUUCAGUUUAGUGAUUAUACUCUACACUCUGACACUUGUGUUAAGGAGGAGAACUACCGUGAAAUCUUCUUCACAAUUUCUUCCAGAUUGAGCAAUCCUGUCAAAUGGAAACUGGAGAUGUGAGGAAGCGCUUGAAACUAACAGUACAGGAUGAAAAUACAGAAGAAGUGGUGGCUGGAGACAAGGCAGUUGUUGUUGUUGAAGAAGAAGAAGAAGAAAGUGAAGUAACUACUAUGGCUUCUGAGCAGAUGGAAAAUGAUAUUUCCAACAUUCUUGAAAAGAUAAAUCAAUUCACUCAGAUGGUAUCUGAACUGCUGGAAUCAGGGAAGUCAUUCUUCAAGGAACUGAGCAAUGAAUUUGAAGAACGUGUGAUCCUAGUACACAAGGAGCAAAUUGACAAAUGGCAGGAAGAUAUCAAAGAACUCCGCAUGUUGGAUGCUUCCAAUGAAGAUACCAAUGCUGUUCUGUACAAUGCCCAAAAUCUAUUCCAGAAUGUUCAAAAUGAGACAAUCUAGGUUUGUUCGUUUUUGUCCAGCAACUAGAGUUCAUCAUCUAUCUGUUUGAUUGAUUCAUGUUGGGAUGAGCAUUUGCUAGCAUGUAGCUGCUGGCCAUUAGAGAUAGUAUCUAGAUUUUGUAUUAAAAAGAAAAAAAUUGUUAGUU